Molecule: messenger RNA, 840 nt
Organism: Cottoperca gobio
Lineage: Eukaryota; Metazoa; Chordata; Actinopteri; Perciformes; Bovichtidae
Product: parvalbumin-7-like
Exons: 4
Coding region: 1-327 (108 amino acids)
Cellular component (GO): cytoplasm
Molecular function (GO): calcium ion binding
Source: RefSeq, a predicted model, not a curated record
AUGUCGAUGACAGAUCUGUUGAAAGCUGAGGAGAUCAAGAAAGCUCUGGAAGCCUUUGUAGGAGUAACGUUCGACCCGAAAAAGUUCUUUGAAUUGGUGGGAAUGAAGGCGAUGUCGGCCGAGAAGGUGAAGAAGGUCUUCCAGGUUCUGGAUGUGGACGGUAGCGGCUUCAUAGAGGAGGAGGAGCUUAAGUUUGUACUGAAGGGCUUCUCCGAGGAGGGCCGAGACCUCACCGACUCUGAGACAACAGCGUUCCUCAAAGCCGCAGACAAAGACGGAGACGGCAAGAUCGGCAUUGAUGAGUUCGAGACCAUGGUGCAUGAGUAGUGACCAGCUGAACACCUCCCUUCCUCCUCCUCCUCCUCUUCAUCCCUCAUAUUUAGUAACUGCCACCUUCACACACCCCCCCCCCCCCCCCCCCCCCCCCACCACGUGGAGUCAGACCUGCCCCCCUACAGCAGCAGGCCAGCAGGGAGUCACCAUGAGGACUCCAGGCUCCACUGUCCUUUCAUUGAGUUCAUUUAGACUUAUUGACACAUGCUGUUUGGGUUUUAGAAUCAUUCUUAAUGAUUUCAUGGAGAUUGUUUGUGGUCUGAAAACAACAGGUGGUACUAGUGCUGUAGAUGGUGUAGAUGUUAAUCUUAAUUUCCUUCCUCCGUGUAUUUCAGGUUGUGCAUUUUGUCUUAUUUUACUUCUAGAUGUUCACAUAUCAGUUCCUCCCCCUCCUCCAGCCUCCCUGCCUCCGAUCAGAUGAUGUAGUAAAUAAAAGAUAUAUAAAGGAGAGCUGUGAAGAGAGAAAGCUCUGAGUAAGAAGUGAUAAUAAAAAACCUUGAGUAAUAA